Molecule: messenger RNA, 1587 nt
Organism: Theileria equi strain WA
Lineage: Eukaryota; Apicomplexa; Aconoidasida; Piroplasmida; Theileriidae
Exons: 2
Coding region: 1-1587 (528 amino acids)
Source: RefSeq, a predicted model, not a curated record
AUGACUGCUCUACCUGCUGUUACCAUUGAUAUACAGAGGAGUCCUAGUAAUGGAAAAGAGUCUGAUACAUAUACUUCUGGAGGGGGUUCUGUUAGUCUCAAUAAGAUUGAGGAUCCCCCUGAAUCCGGCUUCUUAAAGUUCAUACAUACUUCACCUGACGGGUCACCUUUUAAGGUUAGCGAAGUGAGGUAUGGAGCUACUCCAGCUUCUGACUUAAACCCUAGUGAUGAUAUUCAGCACCUUUCAGUCUGGUACUGGAAAGAUACAGCUGUAGACAUGACAAAUCCACUCCUCAUAGAAAUCUUACAGGGUGAUAAUAGGUAUACUUAUAAAUCUGCUAAAGCAGGUGGAACAAGUUGGCAACCACUUCCUAUAAGACAAAGUCCUCGACCUAAUCCACUCACCGGUAAGACACUUGAGACUCAACUAGAUGGUCUUAACUGUUCACUCAACCAGGCAGUUACCUUUAAUCUCACCUUUGAGCUUUCUAGCAGUCUUUCUGAUAAACAUAAAAAAAGUAGAGAUGAUAACACCUACUGUUGCAGCACUCAUUGCCCUCAGGGUACUAGCGGUAGGGUCACUGUUAAACUAAAUAAAGUUUCUUGUAAACAAAAUCAUCGUAGUGCCGAUUACUAUAGGCAUAAGAUUAAUACUGUCAAUGGAAGGAAGGUAGCAGCUAUAAAGUAUGAUCCUACUGGUGGGUCUACUAGGAAUAGAAUAAAUUUGAACGGACACAAAUCUCCUCCAAGCGUAACAACCGUAUAUGCAUUCUAUUCCGGACAGAAUCCAAAACUAAUAUACGUUUAUGGAGGUACAGCCACAGGCUGGUACAAGAAACCCAUCACUAUUAGUAAUGGUGAUACGGAUGAAGUCUGGACACCAGUAAAGGAUCUCAAUGGUAUAACACCUGAUUAUCUAACUGAGAAUACUGAAUGUUCAAGUUGGACUGCGGUCAAAAAAGCACUAACAAAUGUUACUUGUAGCGGUUGUCCACCAUGUCCUCUUCCUCAAUCACCACCUCCUCCUCUUGCUCCAUCAUCUAACAUAGAUUCUGGUGCUAGUGGAGCUGUAGUAGGCCCUAUUGUAGGUUUACUUGGUACAUUGCUUGGAGCACUUUCUGGAGCUAGUAAGGUUGUUAAUACAGAACUACUCGAAAACUUGGUGGGUUCCAUACUAUAUGGAUCUGAUUUAGCCGCUACAAUUGGUAUAGAGGCUCUAGGUGCGGCCCUUGAAACUACUCUCUCUUAUCCUAUUUCUGCUCCUAAUCCUGGUCAAGCUCCUCUUGAUCCUCCUAGAUCUGAUGGUCAAGCUGAACCUUCUACCUUACUCCUUCCUACUAGUAUGGCUGGAUACUUCUUUGUUGGAUCUGCAGGAUCUGGGCACAUAAUAGAGUCGAUAUCAGUUGAAAAGGAGGCAUCUCUUAGAUCUGACGUUUGUUCCACAGAGGCCACUUCGAGGUUUGAGGACUUGCCAAUUCACGACGAAAACAUACCAUCGCCAAUCAAUUUCAUGAACUGGAUCAACCGCUAUGGCUUUGACGACUUGUCCAUCAAGAUGAACAUUUACACACUUGUCAACAGGAGAUAA